AUGACUAUAAGAUUGAUGAAAAAUAUCAAAAGGCAGUAUAGGAUAUUUUAUUUAUCAAAGAAACAUAUAGCAACUGAAUCCAUAGUAAAAAACAGCUUUUUAACAAAAGAAUAUUAUGAAGAAAAUAAAAAAAAAAAAGUUGAUCUCUUUGAUUUUGUACCCCCAGAAAAUUUCUUAUCUUCUUAUUUUCAAAAAUUAGAUAAAUGCUACUCAAACCCAAGAUCUAUAUUACGGUUGUAUAAGGACUACAUUGAGAGAGAGGAUUACCCAAACUAUAAUUGGAUAGUUCGAUGUUUUUGUCAACUUGCAAAUGUCUUUGGCUUCAAUUCCUUUUGGAGUACAAAAGAUAAACAAGCUUUACAUGAACUUAAACUAUUCAAAUAUUUAAUAUAUGAUUUAGUUGAAGGGAAAGAAUAUAUAAAAGAGAGACAUUGCCCAAGACUAUUAUAUGCUAUGUGUUGUCUAGAUUAUCGAUGUUAUUUUUUACUUCCAUCUAUUUUAGAAAUAAUAGAAAAAAAUAUUGAUAGAUAUAGAAUACCGACAUUAUGUAUGAUAAGUUUUUCUUUAUCUUACUUAGGGUUAAUAAAUAAAGAUAUUCAAUUUGGGUCUGAAAAUCAUUUAUCAAGAAAUUACAAUACAAUUAUAAAAAUUUUACAAAAUAUAUAUGAACGAAAAAAUGAAGCCUUAAAUGAUACUACUAAUUUUUGUUGGGCUUUAUUAGGAUAUGUUAUAGUAAUAAAUAAUUUAUAUGAAUUUCCUAAAAAUGGUAUAAGUUUUUUACCUGAAAUUUUGAGAAAUGCAUGUAACGGUUUAACAAAAGAAAAUAUUUCAGAAUCUGGUUGGGUUCAAUAUUUUCUUUAUAUAACUUUAUAUUGUUGUGAUGUUGAAAAACCGAUAAAUGAAUCCGAAAUAAAACAAAGUAUUCCAUAUUUUAUACAAGAAUAUCUGCAUCUAAAAUGGCUAGAUAAUAUACUUAUUACAUCUCAAAAUCAAGGGUCAGAAAAAAUGCAAUUAGAAGUAGAAAAUAUUAUACAAAAAUUACAAUUAAAAAACUUUUUUAUUAAUUUAUCAGUUGGAAGACCAAUAGAUGAACAACAUUGUUUUUUUACUUCACAUUUUUAUAAACCUUUAAAUUUAUGUAUCGAAUAUGAUUACUUUCAUCCGAUAGGAUUAAACAGACCAUUGGUUAGUGGGAUACUAACAUUAAAAAAUCGGAUCUUUAAAAAAUUUAAUUUGAAUGUUGUUAAUAUACAUAAAUGUUAUUGGGAUCUUUUGAAAGAUGAACAAAAAGAACAACAGUUAAUUAAAAUUAUUGAAACAUUUCAAACAAAACAUAAUAAAGAAAAUAAUUCAGAAACUGAAUUAUAUAAAGAGAAAAAAUUUGAUUCAAAUUUACUUCACUUAAAACAUAAAAGAGUUAAAUUUCAUAACUGGCCUCCUGAGCAUAUCACAAUUUAA
This is a messenger RNA of Plasmodium vinckei vinckei, 1458 nucleotides long. Its product is annotated as conserved Plasmodium protein, unknown function. The transcript has 2 exons. The record is from RefSeq and is a predicted model, not a curated record. The coding region runs from base 1 to 1458 and encodes 485 amino acids. NCBI's taxonomy places the organism in Eukaryota, Apicomplexa, Aconoidasida, Haemosporida, Plasmodiidae.